AUGGAAUCAGCAAUUGCUUAUCAUCACAAGCGAGCAUUGGUAAUUGGUAUCAAUAGUUACUCCAGGGAUCCACUGAAGUGCAGCAUCAGUGAUGCUGAGGACAUUAAGACCGUUCUUGAACGUAUCGGAUUCAGUGUCGCAUUAGGCAUCGAUUUCAAUCGUGACGAAUUUCAUGACAUGAUUGAUGAAUUUGCCUCCAGAAUUCAACGUACCGAUUUAACAUUAUUUUAUUUCGCAGGACAUGGAAAACAAAGUGACAAUGAAAAUUAUUUGCUACCUUCAGAUUACGAUUAUGAUUAUCGUGGUAGUGAGCGUGACUAUAUUAUUAACCAUGCUAUUAAUGCACAGUAUAUAAUGAAGAAAAUAGAUGAUAAAUGCUGUCGUAUAACAAUAUUAAUAUUUGACUGUUGCAGAAAACCCGUAAAAGAUCGAAGUUCAUCAUUGCAAGGUUUAACAGCUAUGCACGCGUCAUCACAUACGGUAAUAGCAUUUUCCUGUGCGCCGGGUAAAACAGCACUUGAUGAAACACAAAAUGGUAGAAAUAGUAUUUUUACUGGAAGUUUAUUAGAACAUAUCGCAACACCCAACAUACGUAUUGAGGACAUUUUCAUGAAUGUUGCUCGUGAAGUUUACUCACAAAGUGGUGGGUUUCAACGACCAUUUCGAUCAACUGACCUUACUGAAAAAGUUUACUUAGUAACACAUGAUGUUUCAGCAAGAACAGUACGGCAGACGUCAAGUUUCGACAGACAACAAGAAGUCCAAGAUAUAAUGCAAAUACGAGGUUACAGUGAAGCUACGGGAUUAUAUUCAAAAUACCAAGAUACAAGCAAUAAGCGAAUAAAUUUAAAACAAUUCUAUACAGGUAUGGUGAAAAUGAGGUUAAUACGAUAA
Messenger RNA from Rotaria sp. Silwood1, 894 nucleotides. The record is from the annotation of a GenBank genome assembly. NCBI's taxonomy places the organism in Eukaryota, Metazoa, Rotifera, Eurotatoria, Philodinida, Philodinidae.